Darwinula stevensoni is the source of this 695-nucleotide messenger RNA. NCBI's taxonomy places the organism in Eukaryota, Metazoa, Arthropoda, Ostracoda, Podocopida, Darwinulidae. The record is from the annotation of a GenBank genome assembly.
GGGACUCGUACUUCACGAUGGAGGGCCUGCUGGUGUCGGGCAUGACCGAGACGGCGAAGGGGAUGCUGGAGAACUUCUUCCACCUCGUGGAUGAACUCGGGUUCGUCCCCAACGGGGGGAGGGUGUAUUACAAGAAGCGCUCCCAGCCGCCCUUCCUCUGCCUCAUGGCCAAGAAGUACUACGAUCACACAGGGGACUUUGACUUUAUCAAGCGGAACCUGGACCUCCUGGAUCGGGAGUUCAAAUUCUGGGAAGAAAAUAGGCUGGUGGAGGUGAAGAAGGACACGAACACGCACUACGUGUACCGCUACAUAGUGAACGUGACGGGGCCCCGACCGGAGUCCUACAAGGAGGACGUAGCGACCGUGGGCGGCCUUAGCAAAACCGACCAGGAUAAUCUCCACGUCAGCAUCAAGAGUGCCUGCGAGUCUGGCAUGGACUUCUCUACGCGAUGGAUGAGAGAUCCUGAAAAGGGAGACUUGAAAACCCUGAUGACGCAAUCGAUCGUGCCCGUGGACUUGAACGCCCUCAUGUGCCGGAACGCCUUGAUCCUGGAGGAGUUCUACCUCGGCGUCAGUAACUCGACUGCGGCGGGGUGGUACCAAACGAGGAGCCAAAGCCUCAAAAAGGCCAUCCAGGAUCUAUUCUGGGACGAAACCGACAUGACGUGGUACGACUUCGAUCUCGAUAGUAAG